Molecule: messenger RNA, 2172 nt
Organism: Brienomyrus brachyistius
Lineage: Eukaryota; Metazoa; Chordata; Actinopteri; Osteoglossiformes; Mormyridae
Gene: lgmn
Product: legumain
Exons: 14
Coding region: 143-1453 (436 amino acids)
Biological process (GO): vacuolar protein processing
Molecular function (GO): cysteine-type endopeptidase activity
Source: RefSeq, a predicted model, not a curated record
ACAGGAGUCACGCGAGGUCCCGCCUUCGGGUUAGUGGAUCGGCACUCUGACGUCAUGCAGCUCCUCCUGUUAUUAAAUACGGUCCCGAUAAUCUGCCCUCACUUCCAAAAAAUAAACGCUAAGAAAGGAGCUAACUUGAAACAUGCUGGCACCUGCUGCAGCUGUCCUGGGCUUUGCCCUGGCACUAACUGUGAACGUGGGCUCGGCACAACAGUCUCACGAUGGGAAGAACUGGGUCUUAAUUGUGGCAGGCUCCAACGGCUGGUACAACUACAGACAUCAGGCAGAUGUGUGCCAUGCAUAUCAAAUUGUCCAUAAGAAUGGCAUUCCAGAUGAGCAGAUUGUCGUAAUGAUGUAUGAUGACCUAGCACAGAAUGAAGCAAACCCAACCCCUGGAGUGGUGAUCAACAGACCCAAUGGGACUGAUGUGUACGGAGGAGUUCCAAAGGACUACAUUGGCGAGGCGGUGACCCCAGCCAAUUUCCUGGCUGUGCUUACGGGAGAUGCAGCAAAAGUUACCGGAGGCUCUGGGAAGGUUCUGAAAAGUGGUCCGAAUGAUCAUGUGUUUGUGUACUUUACUGACCACGGAGCACCCGGCCUUCUAGCCUUUCCCAGCGAUGAUCUCCAUGUCGGUGACCUCAUGAGUGCCAUCAAUUACAUGCAUGAGAACAAGAAGUACAAAAAGAUGGUGUUCUACAUUGAGGCCUGUGAGUCUGGGUCUAUGAUGAAUCACCUGCCCACAGACAUUGAAGUUUAUGCCACGACAGCUGCCAACCCCCAUGAAUCUUCCUACGCCUGCUACUAUGAUGAGAAGAGAGAUACCUACUUGGGAGACUGGUACAGUGUGAACUGGAUGGAGGAUUCUGAUGUGGAAGACCUGUCCAAAGAGACACUACAGAAGCAGUUUAAGAUCGUAAAGGGCCACACUAACACCAGUCAUGUCAUGCAGUAUGGAAAUAAAACUCUAAGCCAUAUGAAGGUGGUGGAAUUUCAGGGUAACCCCCAAGCCGGCGUUCAGCCUGCCACCCCUGUUACUCUGACGCCUGUGACUGAACCUGACCUGACUCCAAGCCCAGAUGUUCCUCUAGCCAUUCUGAAGAGGAAACUAAUGGCUUCCAAUGACAUAGUAUUAGCCAGGAAGUACAUUAGGGAAAUCAAUGCACACCUAAAGGUAAGAGACUUGCUUAGGAACACCAUGCAGGAGGUGGUGAACAAGGUGACGCGUGACCCACAGAAGUCUCAAGACAUCCUUAAUGACAAGCAAGAUCUCACUCAGUUCCAGUGUUACCAAAAAGCAGUCGAACACUACAAGGCCCGUUGUUUCAACUGGCACAAAUCUGAGUAUGAAUAUGCCCUGAGACAACUCUAUGCUUUAGUGAAUCUGUGCGAGAGCAGAUACCCGCAUGAAAGGAUUCUGCAAGCCAUGAAUGAUGUGUGCAGUUUCGGAGUGUAAACAGCCUUGAUUUUAAAAAAAGAGAAAGAAAGAAUCCCGGUUCUUGAUCUGCCGUGCCUCCAAAAAGCUUAUGGAAAAACCUGCACUUUGCACAAAUUUUUUUUAUUAGUGAUGCACCUUAUUGCAUUCCAAUCAUUAUAAAUGGUGGUAUUACUGACAUUUUAAAGGUCCAUUUUAUAUUAAGUGGACUGGUUUAAUCAGAAGAUGUCAUUUGAAACAAACACUCAAUCUAAUUCUAAGACAAACCAUGGCUGUAGGAUGAUCUGUGUUCCUCUACGGCAAUGAGGGCUGCUGGGCCUUUAAAAACCCCUCUCAAUAUUCGAGAAACAUGACUAAGGGUAGUGUGAACCGAGUUCACCUUUUUUGACAUUUUUCCAUCUUCGUGUCAGUUGUUAUACUUUAUAGAUAAUAGCUGCAAAAUGUGUAAUUAAUUGCUUAUUGAGAGUAAGUACAUGUGUGAAACACACAAGUUCAUAAAAAAUACUGUUUACCACCCCUUUAGUGUAAUAACCACUAGACCUCUUACUGUGUAACAGUACUGCUGUCAUUGAUAUUCUUCUGCUAAGGAAUGUGGAAAUGCUUUUAAGAAUGAGUUUCAUUUUUUUAUAGGUGGUGUCAUAAAUUACUGUAGUAAUGGUAAUCGAGGCAAGAUAAUUUUAAAAACAAAUGAUUGAAAGAUGUCUUCAGAAUGUGUGUGAAUAAAUGUAUAUUAAGCCAAA